Messenger RNA from Ectocarpus sp. CCAP 1310/34, 2514 nucleotides. The record is from the annotation of a GenBank genome assembly. Lineage: Eukaryota; Phaeophyceae; Ectocarpales; Ectocarpaceae.
UACUGGCGUGUCAAGUAUCCUUCAUCCUGACAACUGACAACGGGAACCUCAGCACUGCCGAAGAUUGUGUGCUGGAGAUUAUGGUUGUCCACGUAGGCCAGAAAGCGUCUCCGCCAACUGAGAAAGGUGUCGGCGGUGCAAGUAGACGGGAUUCAAGGCACAGGAGUUCUGACAAUUGUACCUCCCAGAGGCAAACCCGGCACCCCAGUACCGCCAUCAUGACUGACCCCGCCUGGCCACAUUGGCCUCACCGGUGCAGAUAAAGCCCCUCCACGAGCAACUAGACCGUCGCCUCCUGAGCUGCUGCCGGCAGGUGCACCCGCCGACCGACCGCCGCUGUGCUGCCCUAAGCUCCUCCGUCUCAGCUUUGGCCUCCUUCGUCCCAGCCUUGGCCUCCUUCGUAUCAGCCUUGGCAACAUCGAUAGCUCGUAGCGCCUCAUCCAACCUCGCGCUCAGAGUUGCGUCGUCCUCCGUUCCAGACAUUUCAAACUAAAACUCUAAACCCUCCCUGCUGUCCCAGCCUCGAAGUGCUGUCCCAGCUUUAAACCCUGCUUUCCCGGUCCCCGCAAUGGCCACCGCACGAGCUAUGCACUGCUGUCCUCGCCCCCUUUGGCCGCGAUCCCAGCUAUGAAAAUGGUGUCCGCUGCCCCGAUGGCCCAGCUCCCACCGCUCAGACGCCAAUACCCACUACUAACACCAGGCCUUACAAUAUAUUGUGUUUGGGUGCGGUAGCUCGUCAGAGGCCGAAAGAGAAAGAAGGUUGACUCAAGACCUUGUUGCUUAGAGAGUAAGAGACAUGCGGUAGGCCACACCAUCGCCAUGCAGCAUGUCUGUCAAUACAUUCCAUCCGCGUACCCCCCGGAGGCCCCGUAGACAGUAUACUCUGCCGAGCACCCCAAACAGCCCCCCUGCUCGGUACGAGAUACUAUCUACGAAAUCCCCGACACGACUAUCAUUGCCAGACAAAACGGCAGACAGAAAAACCAAAACCCCUAUCCUAACAAUAAAUCAUCCACCAUUNGUUAGAGAGUGAGAGACAUGCGGUAGGCCACAUCAUCGCCAUGCAGCAUUUCCGUCAAUACAUUCCAUCCGCGUACCCCCCGGAGGCCCCGUAGACAGUAUACUCUGCCGAGCACCCCAAACGGUUUGUGAUCGAGGACUGAUAACCUCCGUUUCAGGAUGAUAUGCAGCUAUUCAUUGAGUUGCAAUGUCGCAGUGAUGGGUAAUUUCAGUCAAACCAUUCCACAAGUAGGGUCCGACGACUUGAAAGUGUGUUUCAUUUGUUGCUUUUUCUGCUGCAGUCACUAUUGUGCAGAACCGGGGGGAAUGUUGGUAGUAUGUGAUUCUCCUCAGUAGUGCUGGUUUGUUCGGAACUAAUCUGCCGCCAUCUUCCCCUCCAAACGCGCGACCUGCCCUGCACCACCGCCAAGUCAAUCCUCCGGGAGCGACAAAUGUUUCUCCCCCACUCCAGGCGGACGCAAACAUCCAAGCACGAGUCGCGGCUAGCCGGAAAAGAUGAAAGGCGAAAGUCGACCGUGACGAAGGCGUGCGAAAUAUCCGCUGGGUGGGUGCGAAACAACGGCUCAGGCAAUUGGUUAAGCGCGGGAGGUUGAUUCGCCGGCAAAUGCAGGGGUUUCGAGUGUUACUGUUUUGGUAUGGAAUUGGAGGAUUUUCGAAUGUUUUGUUUUGAUGCAAUGGAUUGGAUUUUCGCCUUGGUAUUGGAUUGGUUUCUAUCAUUCGGAUUGGCGAACGUUGGUUCGGCAUUGGAUUUGAUUUGGUUUUGGUGUUUCGUCGGGAUUUAUUUGCAGCAGCAGGAUUGUUUUUCUUGGGUUUCGGACGAAUAUCGAAUUUUGUUGUUUUGGCCUGUGGUUCAGAUCUCCGACCCCUUUUAAAAUCAGGGGGGCGGAUCUCCCAGGGCAGGGGGGCACGUUGUACUUUCGGAAGGAAUUCUAGCUUGUGCGAAGUUUCUGGGGAGAAACAAUACAAAGGAAACAUACUCGCGUAUUUUCUGCUCGAAAAUCAAAUGAUCUCAACGCUGAACGAAUGCUUGGGGAUGUAGACUAUGUUGUUUGAUCGGAAAAGUGCGAAGAGUGGAGGAUUCAUACCAUGCCUAGAAGCGUUUUACCUGGGAAGUGGGCAUGAAACGUGUAUGUUCGUUCUAUGCGAAAGUUUGUUUUGUCUUGGUAGGAUUCGUAGUCGGAUGGAUGUAAUCAGACGAAGAACGAAGAAGGCGAUUUUCUACGAAUUGAUCCGUGUUUGAAAUGAAAGUAAAUGAAGUGGAGUUCCACAGAUAGGUUUGGUUCAAUGGAUUUUUUAAUGCUUUGAGUUGUGCGGAGGACAUACGUACUCUGCGGGUGCCGUUGCGGCGAAGUGCUGAGAAAGGAUGGACCAGAACUAGAAGAGCGUUUUGCAGAGAAGGAAUGAAGGCGAUGAGACAAGACUGUGUGGGUUCAGAAACAUUUGCAUAAUCGAGUUCUUGGUUAUUUGUUUGUCAUGGAGGAGUAGGAUCCACGU